Humulus lupulus (European hop) is the source of this 875-nucleotide messenger RNA. RefSeq lists its product as uncharacterized. The transcript is spliced from 2 exons. NCBI's taxonomy places the organism in Eukaryota, Viridiplantae, Streptophyta, Magnoliopsida, Rosales, Cannabaceae. The coding region runs from base 255 to 731 and encodes 158 amino acids. The record is from RefSeq and is a predicted model, not a curated record.
UCUAAUUCCACGCAACGCAGCUGCGCCCUUUUGCUCCAUCGUCAACUGACCUAACGCUGCAAAAUCUUGAAGGAAAUGGAAUGAAGUGAAGAAUCAGAGUUGAGUAAAGAGAGUUGGGACACGAAAAAGUGAGUGGUUCCACGAACUUGUUGAACAAAGCUUCUCAACACUAACUUGCUCUCCACUCAUUCCCAUACUCAGGGAAAGAGAGAACAACCCCCACAAGAGAGUUAUUCACUCAUUCGUAAUCAGCAAUGGCGGAGCCCUCAUCAUCAACACCUUUACCUCCAAAGGAAUCGCUUAUCAGGCGCUACAAGCUCGUUUGGCGUGUUCUUUUGAUCUCUAAUCUAGCUCUCGGAGCUUACAUAUUUGCAAGUCCUAAAAAGAGAGAUGCCAGUGUAGUGAACAAGCACAAAGCUUCAGAAAAAGGUGCUACAAAACGCAGAGCAGAAGAGGAGGUUACAACUGAGGAGGAAGUUAAAGCUGAAGAGGAAGAUCCCAAUUCUAUCUAUUUUCCAACUUAUGAGACAGCAACAUUCCCUCCACCAGCCAUAAAACCUGUGAAGGUUCGGGAACCAAUCCCCGAAGAUCAGCAACGUGAGCUUUUCAAGUGGAUGUUGGAAGAGAAAAGGAAACUUAAACCAAAAGAUCCUGACGAAAAGAAACGAAUUGAUGAAGACAAGGCUAUACUUAAACAGUUUAUUCGUGCCAAAACUAUACCGAAAUUCUAGUUAGUGAUUUCUUCUUCUUUGUUGAGAAAAUUAUCUUGUAGAGAAUUACGAGAGAUGAGGGGCCGUAUUUCAGUGCUCUUCUGUUUCUAGAUGGUUUUUUAGUAUCCAAUUUGAAAAUCAGAGAGUUCUAAUUCUUCUUAAAAA